Molecule: messenger RNA, 906 nt
Organism: Soboliphyme baturini
Lineage: Eukaryota; Metazoa; Nematoda; Enoplea; Dioctophymatida; Soboliphymatidae
Source: the annotation of a GenBank genome assembly
AUGGAUCUGAUGAAAGAAAACUCGUUUCACGAACUGGUGCUGGUGAUAAAGAAAGUGAACGUCGAGCCGGCACUAUUUUUGUACAUGAUAUCUAGCUUUAUGCAUUUCCCCGUCUUCCAGUCACUCAUCUAUCAAAAGGCCUGCUUGCAGCUGUACGACGGGGACGAAAUCUACUGCGGCAAUGUAACGGCGGCAAACAGGGACGUCGCAGUGCAGACCCUGGCUAACCAUGUAUUCCUCUUUUCGUCAUUAUGUCUGUUGCUGCCAUCGAUGCCGACAACGGUGAUGCUGGGCACUUUCGGUGACCUGGUCAGUCGCAAGAUCUCGCUGUUGCUGCCUUUGGUGGGUUUGGUGUUGUCCGACCUCAGCUACCUCAUCCAGUGCCAUUUCAAGCAUCUCGACGUGUAUAUUUUGUUAAUCAGCGAUCUUUUGUUCGGCAUAUUCGGCGGCUUCAGCGCCCUCAUCGCUUCCAUGUUCUCCUACGGUGCUGAUUCGACUGCGGUAGUCAACCGCAGCUAUCGGAUGGCUCUUAUGGAGGGCAGUAUCGGUCUUGGCGGCAUGAUCGGCUUCCUAGUGUCAGGUCCAUUGCUCGAGUCAGCCGGCUUCUCUGCCGUGUUUCUCGUUAACAUUGUCAUUCACACCGUAGUCUUUGCCUAUGUGUUGUUAUUCGUCCGGGAACUGCCUCCCCGUCAUUCUUCUCUCUGUUCUGCCGCCAAUAUUUCACGACACGCCCAUUUCUUCUCCACCGUCGUCGCCUUCUUCCGCCUCGUGGAGACUUACCUCCAACAAACUUGCUCCACGGUUGUCAAGACGCGCCACACUCACGUCAGGAGGUGCAUAGUCGUCGUUCUCAUGGCGUUCAGCGUGUCAUAUUUGGUUUUCAGCGGUGCGUAUCCAUUUGUCUAG